AUGGCGGCGGGAAAGUCUGCAGAUCAGUAUUCAAGAAUUUUGGUUGCGCGGUAUCUGCGUGAGCAUGGAUUUAAGGACACAUUGAAGGCUUUCUCGAGGGAGUGCUCGCAAUCAUUCCAAGAAUUCACUGAUGAACAGGCGUAUGUUGAACCAUUAGAGAAGAUCGUUAGCGAGAGGAUCGCAUUUGCAGGUAAGGAGGUGGCGGAGCAGCUCAAGAGACUAGCGGUGGAGGACCCUGUCGACGCUGGCUACCAGGAUGUCGUCCGGUUCCAUAAUGCAAGGUUCAGACCAGUAGAGUCCAUCGUUGGCAAGACAUCUUUGGCAAUAGGUGCCCAUUUUUGUGGAAUUGAAGAUAGCUUGUUUUUGUCGUAUGCUGACCGGAUGGUUGACAGGUACGACGGCCGCUGGCGGCUAGAGGACAAGCUGGAUGUCUCCCAAGAGAAGUUUGGGGCGGUAAAGCUUUGUGGGACGAUUUUGGACAGCCAAAUCUACUACUUCUGCGGUCUUGAUGGCUCCUUUGUUGCUUACGAAGAUGCCGGUCCGAAGCUGCAUUGCAGGUUGCAUGAGCGAAUGGUUACGCACAUCCAGUUCUUCACUUUAGAGAGUGGCAAAUCGUGGCUGAUUGUAUCGUGCGGCCUCGACAACUGCUUACGCGUGCACAGACUUGUGGCGACCCGAAAUAGCAUCUGGCUCGAGUCUAUAGCCUCUGAGAAACAGUUGUCCGCUUGCACCUCUUUAUUGGUCGCAUCACAGAGCAGCGAGGUUCUAGCGUUUGUCACCAGAGCGGACCACACACAUGUAUUAUGUUACAGGAUUGCUUACGACGACCACAAGCUGGUGCUGAGUUACAGAAUUGCUCUGAACACCGCAGAGUUCAGCACUUUCUCUUUCAAUGCAAGGGACAUGGUGUUUGUAGGGCAAAAAGACAAGGACGGCACGCCAGUUGUUGGCGAAGGUUGUUCGCUACUCGUUGCAACCUCUCACGUACCCUAUAUGAGGCUGAUACAAGUCGAAAUUCCAUUGCAAGUCAAGGAUCCAACCAGCACUCUCUACAGCCAAAUAAUACGCAACGUACCUACAGAAGUAGAGCAGGAUACCUACUCUGAGCCAAUUCUGAAGCUCGUGCCUUACAGUAACGAAGUCCUGGUCGGUAACAGCAGUGGAGUGUACGCUACAUGUAUCUUGACCGGCCGCUCCCGGCUGCUGGACUUGCCUGUGCCGAGGGGAUCUAGGGUGAAAUGCUUGGACGUCAGCAGAGACGGAAGGAAGCUGAUAGUCGGACUGGCUGAUAAGACGGUAGCUGCCUUUGAUGUAGUUAUAUAA
Molecule: messenger RNA, 1323 nt
Organism: Torulaspora globosa
Lineage: Eukaryota; Fungi; Ascomycota; Saccharomycetes; Saccharomycetales; Saccharomycetaceae
Exons: 1
Coding region: 1-1323 (440 amino acids)
Molecular function (GO): protein binding
Source: RefSeq, a predicted model, not a curated record